Molecule: messenger RNA, 1689 nt
Organism: Grosmannia clavigera kw1407
Lineage: Eukaryota; Fungi; Ascomycota; Sordariomycetes; Ophiostomatales; Ophiostomataceae
Product: zn cluster transcription factor
Exons: 4
Coding region: 1-1689 (562 amino acids)
Biological process (GO): regulation of DNA-templated transcription
Cellular component (GO): nucleus
Molecular function (GO): RNA polymerase II transcription regulatory region sequence-specific DNA binding; DNA-binding transcription factor activity, RNA polymerase II-specific; zinc ion binding
Source: RefSeq, a predicted model, not a curated record
AUGGAGGACAAGGCCCCCCGCAUCGCUCCGGCUACGGAAGGCCACCAGAGCAACGGCCACGGCCAUACUCACAGCCACAGUCACAGCCACAGCCACAGUCACAGCCACAGCCACAGUCACGGACACGGCAGCACCGGCUUCGGCAAGCACAAGACGGCGGCCAGCGUGGCCGCUUCCGACACCAACGUCAGCGAUGUCACGCGCUCGGGCACGCCAAAGAAGCGUCGCAAGGUGAACCACGCUUGCGUGUACUGUCGUCGAUCUGAACGGCCUUGCACCCGAUGUGUUAAGCGCAAUAUCGGCCAUCUCUGCCAUGACGAACCCAGGGACUCGGAUUCCCGCAAGUCCAAGAGUGUCGUCGGCACCUCUGUGGCCGACGAGUCUGAAGACUUUAACGCCCACCGACGCGCCUCUACCGACCAGAAGACGAAUGUGAACGCCAUGCCGCCGCCGUCCCUCGAUGCCGGCAGCGCUAGAGACGCAGCCAAACCAGCCUUCAACGCACCUGUGCUAGGUCUGGCCAACCCAAUGCAGCUUGUGCGACCAGGCGUGGUCUCUGGAAUGCAACCCAAUCUCAGUGACGUGAGCCAGUUCGGCGGCUUCUCGGAUGCCUGGCUGACGGCCCAGAACCACUUCGACAUGCACAACCACAACGGCUACAUGAUCGUCCCCGAGGUCAGCGGCGAGUUGCAGUUCCUCAACGACUUCCUGCACAGCAGCAUGGUCGAUGACGCCGCCUUUGUCGACGACCAGAACGCCCAGCUGCUGAGAAGCGCUCCGCCAGACGUGGCCACCAGCUUUCUCACCAGCCCGACGACCAACGACGGCACCAAGAGCGGUGGUGGAGGCGACAGCCGUGAGCUGGACAGCAACGGCAACAAUGUUGAUAACAACUCCCUGAUACCCCCUGGGACCAUGCUCCCACCGAGCGUGCUCGACAGCGCGAUGGGCAACAGCAACAAUGCUGGCAACGGGCCACGCACACCGCUACGUGGAGCUGCUGCCGUUGCCGCUGCCGCUGCUGCUGCUGUUGCUAAUAACAGCAACGGUAGCAUUAACAGUGCUGACAAGACGCGCGACUACUACCUGACGGCGGCCGACCCGUCCGGCAACGACACGCCCGAACAGCGCAUGUCGGACUUGCUCAAGGCCAAGUAUGAGGCCGGGCUGUUGAAGCCGUUCAACUACGUCAACGGCUACGCCCGGCUGCGUGCCUACCUCGACAGCCACCAGAUCACGCUCGGCUCCAAGCAGAAGAUCCAGCGCCAGCUCGACCGCUUCCGGCCAAAGUUCCGCGAGAAGAUGCAGGCUCUGACCGACCUCGAGCUGAUCUAUGUCGAGAUGUGGUUCGACAAGACCCUGAUGGAGUACGACCGCGUCUUUGCCAGCAUGGCCGUGCCGGCCUGCUGCUGGCGCCGCACCGGCGAGAUCUUCCGCGGCAACAAGGAGAUGGCUGAGCUGAUCCACGUGCCGGUCGAGAAGCUACGCGACGGCAAGAUCGCCAUCCACGAGAUCCUCACCGAAGAGUCCGUCGUCCGCUACUGGGAGGAGUUUGGCACCAUCGCCUUUGACACCCAGCACGACACCCUGCUGACGGCCUGCUCCAUCAAGAGCCUCGAUCAGGGCGGUGGCGGCGUCAUCAAGUGCUGCUUCUCGCUCAAGAUUCGCCGCGACGAACACAAGAUGUGA